AUGUCUUCAUCUUCGCAACCGGUUCCUCCCUUGAGGAUUCAAAAAGGUGCCAGUUUUUCUGGUUCACUACCCAAAAAUCCCACACCGCGACCCCUUUCCGAACUGGGCCCAACAGCUCAAAGACGAAAUUCUCCAAGUUAUAAUCAGGCCGCGAAGAAAAUGUCGUUCAGUGGGGAUUCGUCUCCAUUCCAGUCAUCCCCGUUCACUUCCGCUGAGGGUUCAUCGCCACAUCUCUUCUGGCAGAACCGUGAUCCAGGUACGCCAAAUCGAAUCAGCACGGAAAACCUACGCAAGGACUCUUCAAUAUCACCGACAAGAAAAUCAUCAAUCGAACGAUUGCAGCGCGCGUCGCGUGUGAAGAACAGCACCAUGUACGCAAGGGAGCAAAAACUCGAAUACGAUCCGAUGUCGAUACCUGUCAUUGAAAAACCAUUAAUAAAGAAUAUGCAAGGCAAUGCUUAUGGAGGAAAAGGUUUGGAAGGGUUUAGAUCGGAGAAAAAUCGACCGUAUGUCCACGGGAAGACAGAUAGUAAAACCAGUCUCUCGUUAGCCAGUCCACCGCCGCUGAGCCCUGCUGCUAGAGAGCCCCUGAAAACAGCAGCAGCAAAUGGUUCGAGAUCGCCCAGCAAAGAUCAAAUUUCACCUACAAAAUCAUCCAUGGCAACUAGUCGAUUUGCUGGAAAGGCACUUUACGAUCCGGAACACAAUGCCUUUGGCGAGGAGGAUUCAGGUGACGAGCGAAAACUGCCCCCUGGACGGAGUUUGCACAGACAUGCCAAGAGUGUUACUUUCGAUGUAGCUCCUCCACAAAUCAACGAGUACGAAUUAGCUACACCGGAUAUAUCAUCUAUCGGAACAGGCUCCAGGGAAAAUAGUUACGAUUCCGAGGAGGAUGACGAAGAAGACCUUUACUACCAUGGCGAUGGUCUUGAACAAGAUGAUAGCUUUGAUGCUUCUCUUGAAGACAUAGAAAAGACACCAGUAGUUGGACCGGAUGACUGGAGACAUUCUAGCCCUGGAAACACUUAUGGCCAAGGCUCUGGGUACUAUGAUGACCCAUUUGAUGGUCCAGAGGGUAGCCCUAUGCCUGAUGCCCGCCCUUCUUCUUCCUCUGGACGUCCUAAUGCCACACGCAAUGAUUCCAUAACCUCUAACGGUGAACACAGACCACUGCCACCGCUACCUGGUAUGGCUGGUAAUGAUCGACGCGGUUCGGCAUCAUCCGGCAUUGAGCGUGCAGCGACAAACUCACCCAGAAAUCUCCCUACUCCACCUCCUCCAGCCUCUAUUAGCAAAGCAGAUCUUCAAGGAAUGAACGGAAACAAGAUGACUUUGGAGGAGAGGUUACAUCUUAUGAUGAUCCAGGACGAUGAUAGGCCAAAGUCCUCUGAAGGCAGACCAAAAUCUGCCGAGAGAGACGAACAACGAGAACGUCGUAUGCGUCGGGCAGGAGCACGUAAGAGUCAGACGCCCGAGCGAGAGGUUCAACCAAUCAAGAUUCAUGAAGAUAAGGAAGUAAAAGAAGAACAUGAAGAACAUGAAGAUCAUGAGGACGAAGAUGCCAUGGAUGAUCUCCCAGGAUUGGACUCGUAUCAAUUACCACCUCGCAUCUCACGGGAAUCAAUUUUGAGAAAAGUUAAUGGACAAGAACCGUUUACGCGAGAGUCGGAUUACAAUCUGGAUGCGCCUCUUCCUGGCUCAAGUUCAGAACGUCCAAGCACCGCUCAAAUGGCCGCAAUGGAUCCUGACACUCCUAUCCCAUCCACAGAGGAUUCAUUUGUUGAAUCUGCGGACGAGGAAGAUGAAUAUGUGGACGACGAAAACAGCGUUCUGAUUAAAUCAGAGUCUGAAGAUGACGAUGACGAUGAAGACGUCGAUAUGUAUUCUAUCCCAGACAUGUACCAACGUACUGAAUCAGGAAUGGAGAGUCAUCAAACUGAAAGUGAGGUUGGAACAGUAGAGGAUGAUGAAAUUGACAGCCAUUAUUCGGAUGAAACCCCUUCUGAAAUGCCACUUCAUGAAAGCCCACAGUUUCAAUCGAAUAGCGUUCCAGAAGACGACGGUCCGCCAACCCCAAGAAACAUUAGUCCAUCGAGCAUUUCAAUGGACCCUACAAAGGAUAAUCGAAGAAUAUCUCUACCGGAGUUAGCAGGGCUUCUUACUGACAACACAGACUUUGGUCUUAGUUUGAGAUCUUAUAUGACACCGUCUCCUCCACCUCAAGAGGAAAAGGGGGAGAGAAAGGUCUCUGUUAUGUCAGAAGCACAUGAAUCUCUCCAUGGAUCCGAAACGCAAGAGGCGAACGAUGAGGUAGUAGAUCAGGCACCCAUCAAUGAGCCCGAAGAGAGUGAGGAAGAAACUGAGGACGAGACUGAGGAAGAUACCCCACAGCCCCAGCAGAAUGCCCCGGAACCUCAAGAGGAACCUGAAGCGCCGCCACUCAAGAAGAUGCUUUCACGUCCAGAGUACGAUGGAUCGGAAUGGGGACCACAAGAAGAUGAUGAUGACGAGCUAUCUGAUUCAGAAUCCGUGAUACGUCAUCCUGUGGAUGAACCAAUUGAUCACCCUUUCAGAGCGUCGUCAAUGGAUCGACCAUUUAGAUCAUCGAUUGAUCAACCAUUCCAGCACCCGUUCGUUGACCCUCCCAAGAUAUCUCCUACGCCACCUCCACCUUCAGACUCUCCUGGCAUUCCCGAAACAAUGGCUACUAUCAAGGCUCGUAGUGGGUCAAAACUCAAGACAAGACCAUCUGUGACGCCGUCUGAUCUUGCAGCAAUGCGUGAAGCUCGGCGUCAAGUCAGUGGCGCUGGUCCUGCUGUACCUGCUGUCCCUCAACGACACCGCACUCGCCCUUCAUUAAACGGGGAGCAAGAUGAUGAGGAUGAUGAUGACGAUGAUACGGAAAAGGGAACUUUGAAAAGAAAUACAAGCUUCAAAAACCGAAGUCUUACGCUCGAUAUCGGCGGUGAUCUUGGUCUCAAUCUAGAGUCAGAUUUCGACCGAGUAAUCGAAUCCUCAAAGGUAGCAUUUGAUUUAUCUUCUAGACAUUCGACUUUCUUUACCGGCAAAGCAGGACAAGCGUCCGAACCGGAUAAUUCUGCAGGAAUGAGUGAUCAUGCUAACAAAAGUCUGCCACAGCGAGGAUAUUUGAUGAGACAGAACACCAAAGUAGUGGUUGCUAGCAGCGAUGAAAGAGAGACUCGAGUUGCCAAAUCAGUCGAAAACUCGCCUACAAAAACAGAUAAUCGUCCACAAUCAUGGGUUGUUGAGCCAUGGAAUGGUUCUCGUAAAAGCAGCUCCCGCCCUUCCAGUCCACGUAAAAAGCCUCCUACUGGUGCAGUUCCUCCGAUGCCUGGUCAUGAAAGUAAUGCCGCCACUGGAUUGGGCAUAUUAACAGAAGGUCAAGUUUCUGACCCUGUGUCGGAUGAAAAUAGUGAGCGUGGAAGAUUGUUCGUGAAAGUCAUUGGAGUAAAGGACUUGGAUUUACCAUUACCCAAAAAUGAACGUUCAUGGUUUAGUCUGACCUUAGAUAAUGGCGUGCACUGCGUUACCACAGCAUGGUUGGAAUUAGGUAAAAACGCGCCGAUCGGACAAGAAUUUGAACUUGUUGUACCAAAUGAGCUUGAGUUUCAACUGACGUUGAAUGCCAAGCUUGAGAAGCCAGCACCACCGAAGCGUGUACAAACUUCCCCAGCUAAAGCAGCCAAGCCAUCGAAACCUUCAACUUUCAGUCGAGUGUUCGCCUCACCGAAAAAGAGGAAGGAGCUUGAGAUGAGACAAAAGGAAGAGGAACAACGCAUUGCACAACAAAAACAACAAGAUGCUCAAGCAUUGAAGAAUUCGGCACAGCCAACUGCAUGGGAGCUUCUUUCACCGCUUGCUGCUGCAGAUGGUAGCUUUGGUAGAUCUUAUGUUUGUCUCAAGGAUCAUGAAAGCCGUUGCUUCGGAAGACCCUACAAUGUCGAUGUAGCCGCUUUCAACGAAUGGGCUACUGAAGAGACAAACCAAUCAUCGAGUGUUAUGAGCAAACGUAGCGUUCCCCCACCAGUCCGAAAGCGCGCUCCUUAUACUGUUGGAAAGUUACAAUUACAACUUCUUUUUGUACCAAAGCCAAAAGGAGCUAGUGAUGAAGACAUGCCUAAGAGUAUGAAUGCUUGCAUCCGCGAAAUGAAGGAAGCCGAACUUGAGGUUGCUAGACAGUUCGAAGGUCACCUAAGCCAACAAGGUGGUGACUGUCCUUUCUGGCGUCGUCGUUUCUUUAGACUAGCAGGAAGUAAACUGACAGCUUAUCACGAGUCGACCCGACAACCCCGUGUCACAAUUAAUCUUGCAAAUGCCAACAGGUUGAUUGAUGAUCGCAGAGCACUCACACAGAAAGAAACCACCGCGAAAUCAGGUAAACGUCGCAAGUCCGGUUUUGCUGAAGAUGAAGAGGGCUAUAUGUUUGUUGAAGAAGGUUUCCGAAUUCGAUUCAACAAUGGUGAAGUUAUUGAUUUCUAUGCCGACUCACCAGCUGAUAAAGAAGCAUGGAUGUCCGUUCUUGAUCCUUGUGUAGGAAAGGAACGUGCGGGCGGUAAAGGUGGUUGGUGUGAGAUGGUUCUAAAGCGGGAAGAACAUUUGAUGAGGAAAGCUUCCGGAACUUCAGGCAAAGGCCGAACACAUUCAAGAGUGAAGAGUACCAUCUUUUGA
Messenger RNA from Sclerotinia sclerotiorum 1980 UF-70, 4689 nucleotides. RefSeq lists its product as hypothetical. The transcript has 5 exons. The record is from RefSeq and is a predicted model, not a curated record. The coding region runs from base 1 to 4689 and encodes 1562 amino acids. Lineage: Eukaryota; Fungi; Ascomycota; Leotiomycetes; Helotiales; Sclerotiniaceae. Gene Ontology annotation, molecular function: GTP binding.